Messenger RNA from Helobdella robusta, 1521 nucleotides. RefSeq lists its product as hypothetical. The transcript is spliced from 4 exons. Bases 73 to 555 code for a protein of 160 amino acids. Gene Ontology annotation, cellular component: nucleus. NCBI's taxonomy places the organism in Eukaryota, Metazoa, Annelida, Clitellata, Rhynchobdellida, Glossiphoniidae. The record is from RefSeq and is a predicted model, not a curated record.
UGUCCGUUUCUGGCUCAAUUUCUCAUCGUCGAAUUUCCCUUUCUUCAGAAGUUUUUCAAAUAGAAUAGCGACAUGACAUCAACUAACAUAUUUUCUGGCAAUUUCGCUGAUAAACCUAGCUCUAGGGUGCUCAAGCCACCUGGUGGUGGCAAUAGUAACAUAUUUGGAGGUGCUGAUGAUACUUCUAACCUUAAUAAUCAGCCUACACACAAAACUCUGCCCCAGCAAAUUCAAGCAACCAUUGAAAAACCAGGACAGCAACAACAACAGCCUACAAAAUGUGAAGAAAAUAUUGUGGGGACCGUAGUUGAAGGUGGCCUGAAAGAGGUCGGCCAAGCAAAAUCUUCGGAGCAGCAUUGCAUUAUUACUUGCAGCUCUACAAAUAAAUGCUCUGACGAAACAAGAUCAUUCAAGAACAAACUACAAGGCUCUUUCAAUCCAAUAACUGGAGAACCGUAUGCUGCUAAUGGAUCGAAAUUGUCAGGAGAAUCAAAACCAACUAGCAGCAUUUCAGUGAGGCAGCCUCCGGGUGGAGCAUCGAGCAAGUUGUGGUAGCUACAAAUUGUGGUUUUCCUAAAUGUGGCACCAACUGUAGACUUUUGUAGUUUAGAUGCCAAGACAAGAGUUAAUUUUAUGUUCCUUUUUAUAUCAUCAUUUCUUAUUCAGUGGUUACCUGCCAAUGUGAUUCUUUAUGAUAUUUUAUGCUUACUCUAUGUAAUCACAUAGUUAUUAUAUAAUCAUGUUGGUAUUAUUAUUAUUACUACUAUUAUUAUCAUUAUCAUCAUCAUAUUUAAUUUUUUAAUGUAAUUGAUAACUCUCCAGCAUGAUAUAAAAUUUCCAGAAAUCAAUCACUUUGGUUAUGUUUUGUGUAUAAAUUGGUCACAUGAGUUUUUUUUUUAAUUUUGUUUCAAUUUCAUUCCCAGGUAUUAAUGAAACAUUUUAAUUUUUUAUUUCAUUUAGUGCCUAUUUAAUUAAUCUUUUUUUAAUCGAGAGUAUUUUUUAGUUAAAUAUCAAAGCAGCAUGCGUAGAUGAUGCACAAUUUAAAACGUCAUGUAUAUUCUCAGUCUUGUAUUGUUCUCCGCAUGGCAAAUUUAAUUUUAACUAUGUGAUGGUUUCACUUGCUAAAUAAAUAUAAUUUUUAUAAAUUUUAUUAACAUCUAUUAUAAUGUUUAUAAGUAAUGUAAGUAUGAACAUUCAUUCAUAUAUAUGCAUAUGAACAUUUUGAAGCUGAUUUGGUAUCGUCCACCUAUCCGACGUCUGUAAAAUUUACUCGUUUGCAAUCCAGAAUAAAAAUUUAAAGAAGUCUAUCUUCUAUAAUAGCUGUUACAAUCAUGAUUGAUAGUUUUUUUAAGAUAGCGUAACGAUAAAGAGCAAUAUAUAUUCUAAACCAGCGGUCCUCAACUCGUCUGUCGUCACCCCCGGCGAUAGUCAAAUGCAGCGGCGGCUUGGCUGUCUGAAUUAGGAUGUAAAAUAUUUAUUAAGCGUGAAGAAAAUAGUUUUUAAAAUAACAAUUUUGAUCUA